AUGAGUAUUCUUCCAGAUGUCAAUAUGGUGCUUCAAAAUUUUGAUCUUCAGAUCGAAGAGGUCUCAAUUGUCGAUAUGGUAUUUCAAAAAUUUGGUCUCCAGAUCGAAGAGGUCAAGAAUUUCGUUUUGGAACAGUGUAGAUCGGCAAAACCUAGCGAUUAUGUUGAACUGAAAAAGAAUAGAUACGGACGUGUGCCUAGACCGCUAAACAGCUGGAUGAUAUUCAAAACUGAUUUUCACAAAAAAUUGACAAAAGAAGGCCUUUAUAAAAAAAUCUGCAAUACCUUUAACAUUCCAGGCAAAGAACGCUUGCACAUUGUUGUGGCUCUAGUGAAAAGAUAUUGGGACGGCAUGGAUAAAGAUGAUAAAGACCUAUUUAAAAAGCUUGCCAAUAAAGUAGAAGAAGAAAUGAAAAAACGUGUUCCUGAUUAUAAGGGAAAAAGAACCAGAAAAAUUUCUAAAAAUCCUUUCAGACCUCCCUACGAUCCUGAUUAUAGGGAAAAAAGAAAAAAAGAAACUUCUGAUUCUUCCAGACCUCCUUACAUGCUAAGGUCCGAUAAAAAAGAGCCUCAUCCAAAGAAAAUGCAAGAUGAAAAUCUUUAUUUGCUUUGUGAGCCUUAUAGCUCAUAUUUAGAGCUAGAACUCC
Dentiscutata erythropus is the source of this 646-nucleotide messenger RNA. NCBI's taxonomy places the organism in Eukaryota, Fungi, Glomeromycota, Glomeromycetes, Diversisporales, Gigasporaceae. The record is from the annotation of a GenBank genome assembly.